UACGUCUGUUCUCGGGGGAAGUUAAACUUAAAUAUGUAUGCCGCAGAAUGAUAUCAAAGAACACACUAAGAAAAACAGCUUUUAUUUUUUUUAGCUUACUUGCCAGGAAAUCACUGAUUUAUUAUGUCAAAAUGGAAGCCGGUUAUCAGUGCGUAAUAUUAAGACUAAAAUUACUAUUAUUACAUUUAGAUAACAGAUUCUGGCUUUGUUGCGUUCUGGGUUGAUUUUUAGUUGUCCGUAAACGGUUAGACGAUUUGUGGUUUCGAAAUCUACCACACUAUAUGCACUUAUCUGAAAUAUUCUUGCAUAUUUAGGUUUAGCAAUAUAUGGACUUUGAUAUAGAUUGAUGAUAUAUAUGAAGCGUUUGCAUACUGUAUUGUGCUAAUUAAAAUCAGUAAUGAUUCAAUCCUUCUCUCACCACCCAUGCUCAGAGUCAUGUUUACGUUUUGACACCGUUUUCAGUAAAGUGAAAUGUACACCCACGUGUCUUUUGCCAUAUCUUUUAUUUCAAACGCUAACAAUGGGAAAUAAAACUUAAGAUUUUGUUUCAUUUUUACUGAAAGCUCUGAUUGAUGUGUCCACGUCAUUGCGUGCUUUUUCAAGGGCGGGGUCUCCAGCAUUCUCGGCUUUCAAUUGGCUAUCAAUGAGCACAGUGAAGGGGAGCUAUCUGUAAUCUUAUUCAGCAUGUUUUGCUCAAGAAAUGUCAGCCACAAACUGUUAUCUGCUCCUAGUGAAAUUUUACCACAACAAUGUCAUGCUCAGACAGCCCAGCUGGGAACUCAUUUUUGGUAGAUUCCUUAAUUAGCACCCGAACUGAAAGCGGUGGAGAUUACUACCAAGGCGGCGGCGUGUACUUUCCUCCUGGUUCGGAUUUGCCUUAUGGACUACCAAACUGUGGAUUUUUCCCAGGACUGAGCAAACGAAACGAAGCAGCUUGUCAAAACAUGGUUCCCGCUUCUAACCCAUAUAUGCCGGGAAUGCAAGUAUGGCUGGACACGGCGCGGUCGUGCCGAAUGGAUCAGUCCGUUCAGCAGGUCACCUCAUGCUCAUUCUCGCCUAACAUUAAAGAAGAGAACACGUACUCCAUCUAUGAAUCGGGUAAGACUGCAACACCUUCACAUACAGAAGACCUCUGCUACUCCGGUGUAUCAUCGGGCUCGUGUCCGAGUAGCGAUAGUGGCAUGGUCCCGAUACCUGGUUACUUCCGCCUAUCUCAGACUUACGCAACUUCUAAGGUUUAUCACGAUGUUCAGUCAAAUUCGUCACACUUUACACUACAACCUCCCGUUCACUUCGACACACCGCCUUCCUCCUCUACAUCGGUAGAGCCUGCCAGGAGGGAUAACAAGGAUGGCUCCUCCAGCUGUUUGCCAGGCAGGCAAAAAGACGAGGAAACGGGCGUAUCCUCCUCGACUGAGGAGUCACCUUCUCCAGAACCCCGAGAAAAUUGCAAAGAAAGUCCAAAGGGGAUCACAAAUGGACACACGAAAGAUGAAAAUGCAGCUAACUGGCUAACAGCGAAGAGUGGACGGAAGAAACGGUGUCCUUACACUAAACACCAGACUCUGGAGCUCGAAAAAGAGUUCCUGUUCAACAUGUACCUGACUCGUGAGCGGCGCCUAGAGAUCAGCCGUAGCGUCCACUUGACCGACAGACAAGUUAAAAUUUGGUUCCAGAACCGCAGAAUGAAACUGAAGAAAAUGAGCCGGGAAAAUAGGAUUCGGGAUCUUACAACCAACUUUAAUUUUCCGUGAGGAACCUACGACCUUUUUUUCGUCGUCAGCGCGAAGUAUUAAAUCCGGUUUUACAACUGUCUUCGGUUGCACAAUGAUUGUGCAGGAAGUAUUUGAUUAAUGACUUUUCUGAGUGCCUGCAUGUUGGUGAUUUACAAAAAAACAACGUGUAUUUUAAGUUGGAAUAUAUAGAUGAAAAAUAUGUCAAAUUUCUGUGAAAAUGUGGACCCAUUCAGUUAUUAGAAAGAAGGAAGAAAUUCCGUCGUCAAAAAUGACUUGUGUGUCUAGGAUUUCGGGCGGACUUGACCACAAAACCCCUUCAAUGUUAACCGUGCAUGAGUCACCCAAACAUUAUGAAAUUUGUUUGUAAAGCAUUUAAAAACAUUGAAUAUAACAUAUAUAUAUCUUUACCUGCACAUUUGCGGAGAUAUGGCAUUGUCGUGGACAACUUUUAUUACACAUACCUAUUUGAAACAAAUUGUGCAGAUUUUCCUGAUCAUCCCAUUUUGUGAGACUGAUAGAUAUUUUACAUACACUAUUGCUACUAAGCGAUAAAAAAAUAUUUUCGACAUCAAAGCAAAUUGUUUGCUUUCCAGCCAUUUUCAUUGUAAGUGGCAUAUAAAGGGCGGAAUAUAUAUCCAGUAUGUACUGUGAAAAUGUUUUAUUGUGGUGUGGUGACAAUAAAUAAAAUCCAGAUGUUUCUCUAGAAACGUUAAUGAAUUUAUGUUGCUUUAAUAAAGAAAAUUCAGUUUAA
Messenger RNA from Paramormyrops kingsleyae, 2487 nucleotides. RefSeq names its product homeobox A10b (gene hoxa10b). Gene Ontology annotation, cellular component: nucleus. NCBI's taxonomy places the organism in Eukaryota, Metazoa, Chordata, Actinopteri, Osteoglossiformes, Mormyridae. Gene Ontology annotation, molecular function: DNA-binding transcription factor activity, RNA polymerase II-specific; RNA polymerase II cis-regulatory region sequence-specific DNA binding. The record is from RefSeq and is a predicted model, not a curated record. Gene Ontology annotation, biological process: regulation of transcription by RNA polymerase II.